ACUCGCGCUCACAGACCUAUACAUCUAUUUACGACCAAAGACAAGGGAGAUUAAUCUGGCUUAUUAUUAUGUUUACAUAUAUUUCAUUUGUUUUAUUGUUUAUUGUAAAUGUAAGCACAGAAUCAACAAUCAAGUCAAAUGUUACUGGUUUUCUAAUCACCUGCCUUAACCAACUGACCAGAGUUGCUUUAUUAGAGAUGUUUAACACUGCGCUGAGUAGAUCACUCUGGAUGGGAGAUUUAGAUGAUGAUAUUGAUGAGCAGUGUAUAAUAAAUGCCUUUGCCCAAGUGGGUGAGGUUGUGGUCAAUGUGAAAAUGAUGAACAAUGCUAAAGAUGCUAGCUCCCAGAAGCCAGGAAACUAUUGUUUCAUUGAGUUUCCAGAUGUAGAAUGUGCACAGAGAGUUCUACACAGACUCAAUGGAAAGUGCAUGCCUGGAAAGUCUGGGAAAAGAUUUAAACUAAAUCCAGCUAGCUUUGGAAGAGAACAUGAACUUUUACCAGAGUUCUCUUUAUAUGUCGGUGACUUAUCAUGGAACAUUGAUGACUAUGACCUCUUCUCUUUUUUCCAGAAAAGAUACAAAUCAGUCAGAGGGGCUAAAGUUGUUUUAGAUCAAAAUGGGAAAAGCAAAGGCUUUGGGUUCAUUAGAUUUUCAGAAGAAAGUGAUCAACAAAGAGCUCUGAUAGAAAUGCAGCAUAUGACUGGAUUAGGGAGAAGACCUAUUAAAGUCAGUUUGGCCUCUAUCAAAAAACCAACUGAAACCUCAGGCAUUCCACCAUCUUUCUCCAGCAAUCAUGGAGCUUAUUAUGCUGGGCAUUACUCUUGGGGAGGCUACAGUUAUCACUAUAACCAGCCUUUUAGCCAGCCCUCAGAUUAUGUGUCUGGCUCAGUAUAUUCAGAUCAGAAUAACUCAUCCACAUCUCCCAUUGAAGAUGAUUCAGAAGUCUUAGAAGAUCCAGGGCUAGAAAUCAAUGUUGGGAAGGAGAACAGAGAGUUUAUUGAAUCAAGUGAGUCAUUUUUUUUGUCAUUGGAGAAGUCAAGAUGGCAGCCUUUAGAUAAUAUUAUGUCAGAGAUUCCUAGCUAAAACAUUGGUUUAUUUGAUCAGUUUAAAUGACUGUUUGUGAAAUAAAUGAAUGAUUAAUAUUUGCUUAGUGUAUAAAGCUGUUAUGUGCCCUGUAAUUAAGGGAAACAACUAAGUAAGUUAUGUCAAGUUCUUUAAAAUAUUGGCUGCAAUAAAUUGUGAUAUUAAGAUU
This is a messenger RNA of Biomphalaria glabrata, 1251 nucleotides long. RefSeq names its product tRNA selenocysteine 1-associated protein 1-like. The transcript is spliced from 11 exons. Lineage: Eukaryota; Metazoa; Mollusca; Gastropoda; Planorbidae. Bases 69 to 1082 code for a protein of 337 amino acids. Gene Ontology annotation, molecular function: RNA binding. The record is from RefSeq and is a predicted model, not a curated record.